Messenger RNA from Malassezia japonica, 897 nucleotides. RefSeq names its product 4-nitrophenylphosphatase. Gene Ontology annotation, molecular function: phosphatidylinositol transfer activity. The coding region runs from base 1 to 897 and encodes 298 amino acids. The record is from RefSeq and is a predicted model, not a curated record. The transcript has a single exon. NCBI's taxonomy places the organism in Eukaryota, Fungi, Basidiomycota, Malasseziomycetes, Malasseziales, Malasseziaceae.
AUGUCCUUCUUGUUUAAUCGUGCCCAGAAGGAGAAGGCGAACGAGGGGCCUCGGACGACAGAGGUCAUUCUCACCCCUCCGCCCGGCGCCAAGCCGGGGCCGCAGCCGGAGCUGAAAGAGGGCGACGAGGAAAAGCUCCAGGAGCUGCAGCAGCACGUCCUCGACUACAUUGCGCAGCACCCCUGCCCCGAGGCGUACCUGCCGUACGAGGAGCAGUGGCUCGCGAACCCCGUGCUGUACAAGCGCUACCUGCGUGCGACGCGUGGCGACCUCAAGGCGUCCAAGCGCCGGAUCCUCGACACGCUCGAAUGGCGCCGAGACUUUAAGCCGGAGAUUAUCCCGCCGGACGAGGUUGCGCCGGAGGCGGAGACGGGCAAGCAUAUCCUCUGUGGCUUUGAUCGCGAGGCACGCCCGAUCCUCUAUCUGCGCCCCGGCCGCGAGAACACCAAGACGAGUCCCCGCCAGAUCCGCUACAUGGUCUGGAGCUUGGAGCGCGGCAUCAACCUCAUGCCGCCGGGCCAGGAGACGCUCACGAUCGUCGUCGACUUUAACGGGACAAACCUGUCGACCAUGCCGUCGCUCGGGACUGCGCGCCACGUCGCGCACAUCCUCCAGACGCACUACGUCGAGCGUCUCGGCCGCGCGUUUGUGUGCCAUAUGCCCAAGUUCAUCUCGGCCUUCUUUUCUGCGCUCUCGCCCUUCUUGGACCCGGUGACCAAGGACAAGAUCCGCUUCAACUGCCCCGACAUGACCGAGUUCAUCGAGAGCAAUCAGCUUGACGACCAGUUCCCCGGCGGAGCUUAUCCUUAUCAGUUCGACUUUGACGUCUACUGGAAGGCGCUGGUCGAGCGGUGCGGUAUCCAGCCGGACGGCACGCGCAGGGUGCCGUCCGCCUGA